This is a messenger RNA of Phyllostomus discolor (pale spear-nosed bat), 3772 nucleotides long. RefSeq names its product zinc finger protein 689 (gene ZNF689). The transcript has 3 exons. Gene Ontology annotation, molecular function: DNA-binding transcription repressor activity, RNA polymerase II-specific. Lineage: Eukaryota; Metazoa; Chordata; Mammalia; Chiroptera; Phyllostomidae. Bases 488 to 1990 code for a protein of 500 amino acids. Gene Ontology annotation, biological process: negative regulation of transcription by RNA polymerase II. The record is from RefSeq and is a predicted model, not a curated record.
GGCCGGCUUCCUGCCCUACGCUUGCGUUGGCUUCGUUCAAACAGGCCGCUUUCGUCAACACCCAAUCAGAAAGCUCGAUCUUCGGCCGCCGCCCAAUAGGCGCGUGGAAUGGGAGGAAAAAAGGGCGUGAAGCCCAAUCGCAGCGCCAUCACAGUUGAGGGCGAAGAGGGUAGGAAGCCGGCAUGGCGCUCCGGUCAAUAAAAUCGAUAGCUGGAAGCUGCCUGUGUUCCAGGCAAAGGCAGUGCAGUAGCAGCGCCGCCAUUUUCCCCGAAGGCAUCUUCCGGUGCCUUUCCCCCAAGUUUGGGCAGGAGUUUCCUGAAUAACAGCGAGAGGUUUCCGUUAGCCGUGCAGGCGGUUGAUUCCGAUUCCCUCCUGACCUGCCCUGGGCGCACUCAAGUCCCAGUCCGGCGGCAGCUCCCAAGUCCCGGGGUCCGCCAGGGGCCGAGGCUCGGACGGAGAAGUUCGUGGAGUCUGCUUCUCGGGUCCAAUGGCACCGCCUUCGGCUCCACUUUCCGCAGGGGGAGCAGGAAAGGCCGGACCCGGCCGGAGAAGGGGAAGGAAACCAAGGGCCAUGAAGUUCGCGGACGUGGCAGUGUACUUCUCCCCGGAGGAGUGGGAGUGUCUGCGGCCCGCGCAGAGGGCCCUGUACCGGGACGUGAUGCAGGAGACCUACCGCCACCUGGGCGCGCUCGGGUGCGCAGGUCCCAAACCAGCCCUCAUCUCCUGGUUGGAACGAAAUACCGAUGACUGGGAACCAGCUGCCCUGGAUCCACAGGAGUGCCCAAGGGGGUUAACAGUCCAAAGAAAAACCAGAACCAGAAAGAAGACUGAAGAGAAGGAAGUAUUUCCACCCAAGGAGGCACCACGAAAGGGGAAGAGGGGGCGGAGGCCCAGCAAGCCCCGACUGAUACCCAGACAGACAUCUGGGGGUCCCAUAUGCCCUGACUGCGGUUGUACCUUCCCUGAUCACCUGGCUCUGAAAAGCCACAAGUGUGCCCAGAAUCUAAAAAAGCCUUACCCUUGCCCAGACUGUGGGCGCCGCUUUUCUUAUCCAUCCCUGUUGGUCAGUCACCGGCGGGCACACUCUGGUGAAUGUCCCUAUGUUUGUGACCAGUGUGGCAAGCGUUUCUCCCAGCGUAAGAAUCUCUCCCAGCACCAGGUUAUCCACACAGGGGAGAAGCCCUACCAUUGCCCUGACUGUGGCCGCUGCUUCCGUAGGAGCCGGUCCUUGGCCAAUCACCGGACCACACAUACGGGCGAAAAACCCCACCAGUGUUCUAGCUGUGGGCGACGCUUUGCCUACCCAUCCCUGCUAGCCAUCCACCAGCGCACACAUACAGGAGAGAAGCCCUACACCUGCCUCGAAUGCAACCGCCGCUUCCGCCAGCGCACUGCUCUUGUCAUCCACCAGCGCAUCCACACUGGUGAGAAGCCAUACCCAUGUCCAGACUGUGAGCGGCGCUUCUCUUCGUCCUCUCGCCUUGUGAGCCACCGGCGAGUACACUCUGGGGAGCGUCCUUAUGCCUGUGAACACUGUGAGGCCCGCUUCUCUCAGCGCAGUACGCUGCUCCAGCACCAGCUCUUGCACACAGGAGAGAAGCCCUAUCCCUGCCCAGACUGUGGUCGUGCCUUCCGUCGGAGCGGCUCCCUAGCCAUACAUCGCAGCACACACACCGAGGAGAAGCUGCACGCGUGUGAUGACUGUGGCCGUCGGUUUGCUUACCCCUCACUACUGGCCAGUCACCGGCGCGUUCACUCAGGCGAGCGGCCCUAUGCUUGCGACCUGUGCUCUAAGCGUUUCGCCCAGUGGAGCCACCUGGCGCAGCACCAGCUUCUGCACACUGGGGAGAAGCCUUUCCCCUGCCUUGAGUGUGGCCGUUGCUUUCGCCAGAGGUGGUCUCUGGCAGUCCACAAGUGUAGCCCCAGGGUCCAAAACUGUAGGCCUAGAUCUGUUAUAGAGGGACCCAGUCAGAAGGACAGUGCCCUUUAGAAUGGGAAGAACUGUCUUAAGUUCAUUUCAUUUCAUAGGCCCAGAGAAGGGAAGGAGAAGCCCCAGGUCAUGCAGGGCAGAUUGAGUACUAUAACUCAGGUCUCCUGCACAGACCUGAACUUGAGUAUGUUCCAACCACACUGGCUGCCUUAUUCUGUCUAGAACAGACAGUCCCAUUAGGAGAGGUGACAUCUUUUGCUUCAAGUUUAGCAAGCUACCCUACCUUACAAGAAUUUCUGUGUGUGGACAUCAGGGUAAAAGUUCUCCCCAUAUAUUUUAGGGUCUGCCUGCCUUUCAAACGUGCAUGUAGGGAAUAUCUGUCCCCUUGCAUGCAGACAGGAGGCUCCCAGUAGGUGGCAGGAUGUUACCCUACUCUGCCUCUUCCUCUAUACCAGGUUUAAAUAACCUUGUUUAGACCCCUUCUUACAACACUCCUGCCAAGUGGUUUUCUACCCUAACUUUAAAACUCCCUUGACAGGGAGCUCACUACCUCAAAAGGCAGGUCAUUUCAUUGUGGGAUAGCUGUGAUCUUUAGAGCAUGGUUAAAUGGCACAUUCUCCUUCCCUGUAAGCCUUGCCCAGAAUAUGUUUAAUUCUUCUACAUGGCAGCCUUUCAGAUAACUUAGUCACAACUACUUUGCCCCCAUGUUUUCAGCAUUAAUUUGGUCAAUCAGUCCUUAAAGAUAGGGUUUCAGUUCCCACAUAUGAUCUCCAACAGGUGCUGGUUUUUCACUAUCCCUUUUAAAGAAUCAUACAAGAAUAAGCCAGCAUACCUUCUUGUUCUAUAGUUGUUUUAACAGCUCUAGAUUGCAUUGGAUCUGGGAGGAGUGCAGCACUGUACCAGGGGUUUAUUGGGUUGCAGACUCCCAAACACCUAAGGUUGCCCCCCCGCCCCAAAUCCUGAUUUUAGAAACAUCAAUCAGCUACCUUCUGUAUGUGUCCUGAGGACCAAACCUACAACCUGGUGUAUAGGACGAUGCUCUAACUAACUGAACCACCCAGCCAGGGUCCUAAGGUUUUUUAAACCACAUGGUGUGAAGCUAAGUUUUCUGCACCCUGUGUUUGUUCAAGUUGGUUCUGGCACACAAGUGCUGUGAACUUUGGGAAAAGAUUGAUCUUAAGGAAAAGCAAGGACAGUAUGGGCUAGCAGCAAGAAGUGAAAAGACCAGCUUGUACUUAACCUGGUGGAUUUGGAUUGGUUCUUGGCAGCUAGUAGUUGGAAAACCCUAGGUCUCGCUUCAGCCCAGAACCUUCCAUGAGCUCUCAGUCAACUUUUUUUUUCCCCCCAUAAAGUGAGGUGAGGUCAUUCAAGGAGGGUAGAAAGCUAGGUGAUUACAUAUGAAGCAGAAAGAGUAUACAUAGAAUUACUGAGUUGUGUUCAUGUCUGCCCCCUCACAUAAGCUCCAGAAGUCAGCAUUGUGUCUUAAUUUUUUAUUUGCUUCCAUGGCACCCACCCCUGAGUAGGUAGGUGCUCAGUAAAGCUUUACUGAAUUGAAUGAACAGUCCUAUCACUUCACCUUGGGUAGCUGCACCAAAUUGGAAUUUCCAUGCCUGACUUGUCUCAUUCCAACACCUGGAAGGGGUCAUCCUACUCCUGUUGCUUCUUUCCGUUCUCCUGAUAUCAGCCCCAGAGUGGGGGAGCAGCUGGGGAACCCAGCUUUUGUGAUUACCUCUGUUCUGGUGUUUAGCAAGUUGCAUUGUAACUCUUUCUCCUUGGAUAAUGAGCUACCCCAAGGUAGGGGUCAGACCAGACUGGGUCUUAUUAAAAUAUCUGUUGAGUGAA